AUGGACUUCUCAAUAUGCCAAGACUGCUUGGGAGAUGAAACACGAUUGACCAGAGCCCACAACGGCGCAGAAUGCAAAAUUUGUACCCUUCCCUUCACUGUGUACCAGUUUAAAGCAAAUUCCAAAAUCACCAGAACGCUCAUAUGCCAUAAUUGUUCCAAACAACGGAAUAUCUGUCAAUGUUGCAUGUUAGAUUUACAAUGGCAUAUCCCUAUAGAGCUACGGGACCGCAUUUUAUCCUCAGUACAGGGCUCUCAGGUAGCCACACCUGAAGCUCAAAAUGAGAUGAUGAAAAGAUUCAUAGCAUUGAAGAACGGUGAUAAGUACAAAGUCGGUGGAGCGGCUGUGACGAGCGAUGCAGCAGCAAAUGCAGAUGCAAUUGAAAAAAUACGAAAAGCUGUUGAUCACGCCCAGGAAUCAGCCGGGAGACCAAAAUCAACGAAAACAUCUAGGUUGGAUUCAGUGUCGGAUAGGGAUCUCGACAUAUCGCAUCUGAUCAAGAAACUACCCCUCAAAGGCUCCCUGGAGCCAGCCACAUCUUUUUUCAUAUACAAUUUAGACCCCUCGAUUCCAGAAUGGGCAAUAGUCGAUGUCAUUUCAGAGCUUGUUGGAACUACAUUUUGGCAAGAUCCCAACUCGACGUCCAUAGCCAUCAAUCAUAUGGCGCGAUGUGGAGGGCUAAGGUUCAAAUCCAUGGAGCUUGCAGAGAAGUUCAGACUGGCUCUUCAAUCUUUUCAAACGCCAGCACCAAAGAUGACCAAGGGAAAACUCCAGGUUCAGAACUCCAAGUUACAUGUUGUGGCCUGGCCACAAUUUCACCGUGCUGCACUGGGCACCGACAAUGCAGAAUGUUUGAAACUAGCUCAAUACCUCGAUAAGCACGUCCAGAAGGAUUUAUCUUCUUCAGAAGUUUCCAAAUCAAUUCCAAAAGCACCGAAAGUGAGUAAAUCUAGUAAGACAAGUGUGUCGAAAAAGGCCAAAAAAUCAAGGCGCAUAGUCGAUAUCGAGCUAUGA
Molecule: messenger RNA, 1014 nt
Organism: Lachancea lanzarotensis
Lineage: Eukaryota; Fungi; Ascomycota; Saccharomycetes; Saccharomycetales; Saccharomycetaceae
Gene: ECM2
Product: LALA0S06e04456g1_1
Exons: 1
Coding region: 1-1014 (337 amino acids)
Cellular component (GO): U2-type catalytic step 2 spliceosome; U2-type catalytic step 1 spliceosome; Prp19 complex
Molecular function (GO): U6 snRNA binding; pre-mRNA binding
Source: RefSeq, a predicted model, not a curated record